UUUUACAGGGGUCUUUGAAAUUGUAAGUCUACUAGGUGACACUGUUGAUGUCCCAACUAGAUCGUCCGCAAAACAAAGUGAACGAACCUGAAGUGAACAAGAGUACGACCUGCAUCACUAAAAAUGGCCCAUGAAAACCAACCCAACGAUCACGUGGAUUGUGGUUUUGCAAAUCCUGCAUUUGUUUUGAUCAACGACCCGUAUUGGAAUUGCAAUGAUAAAAGGAGAUGUAUUCAAGGACAAGUUUGUCUAGAAGAAUUUAGAGAUAUUCUGCUCAAAUUGAUCCUGCAAUUUUCUACCAAACGUCCCCCAAUGUAUAAGUUUAGGAAAAACAAUGAAAACUUCGAAGAACGUCUUGAAACAAAAGGUGCCCUGGAAGUUUUGAGAUACGCUGAAAAUUUUCGUUUUUGUAAGAUCACAAUUGACGAUGAUGUAAAAUUUCGGGAGUGUCUUCAAAGUGUAAGAUUCCUGAGAAACGAAUUGACUCACCAAGUCCCUUCGUGGAGGAUUUCGGAUUUUAAAAAUUUUUUGGAGGAAAUGAACAAUGCCUUAAGAUGUUUCGUUAAACUCGAUAGCCAUAAUAACGAUUUGGACAAAUGCGUAAAUGGCUUCAUUUCUAAGUGUGAAAGAGAACUCAAAAAUGUUGACCAGUUUCAGCACUUGUAUUAGCACGCAUCCACGAUGUGAUUUAUAUUGCCAUUUUGCGUGUCUUUUUGAAAACAAAAAAGAUUUUGUAAUAGCAUUAAUCUGGUAAAUGA
Messenger RNA from Daphnia carinata, 758 nucleotides. RefSeq lists its product as uncharacterized. The transcript has 3 exons. NCBI's taxonomy places the organism in Eukaryota, Metazoa, Arthropoda, Branchiopoda, Diplostraca, Daphniidae. The coding region runs from base 124 to 669 and encodes 181 amino acids. The record is from RefSeq and is a predicted model, not a curated record.